AGUUGAGCACUGCCGUUCCAAUGGACUUCACACUGCUGCUGCUCACCUCGCUGCUCAGUUUCCUGCUGGGCUAUCUGCGGUACCGCUUCAGCUACUGGGAACUGCGGGGGAUUCCCCAGCUGCGGGCCCACUUCCUCCUCGGGCACUGCUCCAGGCUGCAGUCGGUGCACUUGAGCGAGCUGCUCCAGGACACCUACGACGCCUUUAGGGGCAGCGCCAAGGUGGCGGGCAGCUACGUCUUCCUGCGACCCCUGGCCGUCGUCCUGGACCUGGACCUGGUCAAGGCGGUGCUCAUUCGGGAUUUCCACAAGUUCGUGGACCGGCGCAGCUUUCACGGCGAUGCCCUCACCGCCAACCUGUUCAACCUGCAGGGCGAGGAGUGGCGUGCCCUGCGGACCAAGCUGUCGCCCACUUUCACCAGUGGCAAGAUGAAGUACAUGUUUGGCACUGUGGCCACGGUGGCCCAGCAGCUGGGCGCCACCUGCGAGGAACUGGUGGGCGCGCAGGGCGCUGUUCUGGAGCUCCACGACCUGAUGGCGCGCUACACCACGGACGUCAUUGGAAGCUGCGCCUUUGGAACCGAGUGCAACAGCCUGCGGGAACCGCAGGCGGAAUUCCGGCAGGUGGGGCGUCGCAUCUUCCAGCGCCACGGCAAGGGCAUACGGUGGCGCAUCUUCAAGAUGACCUACCUCACCUCGCUGGCCAAGCUCGGUCUACCGGUGCGCAUCUUUCCCCCGGACAUCUCAGAGUUCUUCAACCGCAUAGUUCGCCAAACGGUGGAGCUGAGGGAGCGCGAGCACAUCCGGCGGAAUGACUUUAUGGACCUGCUGCUGGCGCUCAGGCGGCAGGAGAACGGAGCGGGACUCACCGUGGAGCAGUUGGCCGCCCAAGCCUUUGUGUUCUUCGUGGCCGGAUUCGAGACCAGCUCCAGUAACAUGUCCUACGCCCUCUUCGAGCUGGCCAAAAACCAGGCGGUGCAGCAGAAGCUGCGCCUGGAGAUUUGCGAUGCGCUAGCCAGGCACGGGGAACUGACCUACGAGGCCAUGAUGGAGAUGCCCUACUUGGACCAGACCGUUACAGAAACUCUGCGCAAGUACCCGGCCCUCAGCUCGCUCACCCGCCUCGCCACCGAGGACUACGAGAUCCUCCAGCCCGAUGGGGGUGAACCCGUCGUCCUGGAGAAGGGCACCAGCGUGCACAUCCCGGUGCUGGCCAUCCACUACGACCCCGAGGUGUACCCGGAGCCCCAGGAGUUCCGCCCGGAGCGCUUUGCGCCGGCUGCCUGCCGGCAGCGGCAUCCCACCGCCUUCCUGGGCUUCGGCGACGGACCGCGCAACUGCAUCGGGCUGCGGUUCGGGCGGAUGCAGGUGAAGGUGGGCCUGGUGGAGCUGCUGUGCCGCUUCCGCUUCAGCCUGCCGCCCGGAGCGCCCACUCAGCUGAGGCUGCCCAAGGAGCAUGUGAUACUCCUGCCCAGCGAGGGCAUCCGAUUGCAAGUCGAGCCAGUGGAUUCAGUCGAGUCGCGCCUAAUGUAAACACGAUUCGAAGCGGGAAUAAACAACGCAGCGCAGCCCGUCAUUCCGUCAGCAGAAUAUUCAAUUAAACUCA
Messenger RNA from Drosophila erecta, 1605 nucleotides. It is a transcript of the gene Cyp6a16, whose product is annotated as probable cytochrome P450 6a14. Gene Ontology annotation, molecular function: monooxygenase activity; oxidoreductase activity, acting on paired donors, with incorporation or reduction of molecular oxygen; iron ion binding. The record is from RefSeq and is a predicted model, not a curated record. Bases 21 to 1532 code for a protein of 503 amino acids. The transcript has 3 exons. NCBI's taxonomy places the organism in Eukaryota, Metazoa, Arthropoda, Insecta, Diptera, Drosophilidae.